Messenger RNA from Symbiodinium sp. CCMP2592, 4344 nucleotides. Lineage: Eukaryota; Dinophyceae; Suessiales; Symbiodiniaceae. The record is from the annotation of a GenBank genome assembly.
AUGAGGGCAGAGGAUGUUCGCACGUUUGCAGCGGACAGACUUGGCGUCGAGCCUUCUGCAGUCAGUGUUUUUGAAGGUGAGGUGCAACGAGGCUUGGGACAGUGGCUGCAUGGAACCGGUCGUGUAAAUGUGGUGGUGGCUGCAUCGGAUUGGCAUGACCGUUUGUCCGGACUUCCAGAGCAGUCGCGUGAAUUGCUAAUGCGGCAAAGUCAUCGCAGCUGGGGUCAGGGAUCAUUUGGAGACGACCUGGAAUUUCAAGUGGGUGCAGUUAUGCUGUGCGGGUGGCUAGCAAGGACUCCUUCUGCUCCCGACAGGGUUUCACCAUUACAGAGUGGGUUGUGGCGAGCACGAACACCGAGACAGUUUCUCAGCGAGGUUUUCCGUGUUUCCGUCAAUUUGGAGCUGAAGUAUACUCAGGCAGUAAGGGGCAGUGGUUCCCAAGUUCUCCAACAAGGUGCUGUGGGUGUGGUCCCCGUCUUUGCCGGCGAGAUGGUCAGGAAGGUCGCAGGUGGCAUGGCUGUUGAAGCGGUCAUUGGCGAAGCGGAUGGCACAAGUCCUUUGCUGGUACAAGAGCUAUCCGACAUUUGCCGGCCAGCGCGGGGGAAACUGGAGAGUCCGGUGGUAAGUUGCAUGCCAGCAGCUUCCCUUGAAAGGGCGACCGGCGUGGAUUACGGCGAAACCGGUCCGGCAAAGCUCUGCGAGCAUGAGGGCACAGACGGCUUCUACGCAGAAGUGCUACUGAACAACAAGCGUGUCCACGUAGAGAUGAACCGAGAUGGCACCGUCAGUGGUCUGUGUCCGACGAACCCUGACAGCAAAACCCAGACCAGAACCCCGGAAGUCCAGGCCUUUCUGGAUGGUGCACCGAGCAGUGCCCCGAAGACGCCCGCCGACACGGCCUCAAAGACGCUGCUGGAGAGCUCAUCGGCCUGGGCGGCCUUGAACCCAUACCUGGAGGAUUCGGUUGCUUGCUUGGUGCGGCCAAUCGUCCAGGACUGCCUGAAGGGCAGCUGCCAAGGGGAAGACUUCGGACGCCAGUGGCUGAAGCAAUUCAUCCAGCUGCAGCUGCUGCGACUGCUGCACCAAGCAGGGGUCCCAAACGCCACCCUUCAAUUGCUUUCAGCGAAAUACUCGGAGAUCUUCGACAACCAUGUCUGCUGGAACCUGGACUUGGUGCAGCUCUUGAUGGACUUGGCGAUAGCGGUCCUGGAGGUGCUUCUGAAUUCUACUGUGUCCGCCACAACUCGCGGUUGGCAGCUGGCCUACAUUGUGGUCCCGCUGCUGUUGGAGCUCUUCAAGAGUACGUCUGUGCAGACCGUCCUGGGCCACGUGUCGAAGGCAGUCCUCGCAUGCGCAGCCUCCCUCAAGGAGUGGGUGGUGCAAGCCCUCGAAAGGCUUGGAAAGCUGCUGUCGGAGGCGGCGGGUGGGGUCACUGCCACAGCGCCUGGUUUCGCGACAUGCAUGGCCGCAACACCGGUAGCUGCCAUAGUGCCGGGCUUCCAGAAUGCUGCACAAGUGCUCUUGCAGAGGCCUUUCAGCGAGGAAGGUUGGCAACAGCGCUUGGAGAAGGAUUCUCUGGUUUCCGUGUUCAUCAGAAAGCCGAGAAGGAGGUGGGUUGACGGACAAGUUUGCCGAGUGUCGGCGAGGUCAGUGACGGUGAAGUAUUUCAUCGGGAAAGAGGAGUAUCUGAUUCCCGUGGCCCGUGACGACCCCCGGCAACUGCGUCUUGAUGGGGCCGUGGGCGCUGUCUUGGAGUUCUCGGAGGAGGAGGAGGAGGAAGAAGAGGAGGGGGAGAACGAUGCGGGUGGCGAGACGAUGCUGGGGGAGAGCAAGCUCGUGUCCAAAGAUCCUUUUGAAGAGGGGACGAAAGGCACGAAAUCUGCCGAUGGCGGCAUGGUGCCCUUGGGCAGAAAGACUGGAGUGCUGGAGGAACAGCUGGCGAUGAACUUGUCUACAGAUGGCCCGAAGGGCCUCUGGUCGACCGGAGGCUCCGCGAUGAUCCCCGAGGGCUGCAGAGCUCCGCCGACCGAUGUCGCCCCGGCAGAUGUUGCGAUUCAAGGUCCUGAAACUUUUGAGCCGCCGACCCAGCUUCCCACCUACUCGGUCACCCAGGGUCAACGGGAUGGCCUUGCCAACGGAUACGUUGUAGUAUCGGCUAAGUUCUUUUCAGGCACUCAGUGGAAGAUGUUUGAUUUCAUUGUAUUUCUGCAAUCGCGGAAGCUAAUUACCCAGCAGGAGCGUGUGGUGCAGAGUGGUCAGGAGUUCGACUUCCAGGAGAUUUGUGAGGCGACCAAGAAUUUCAGUUCGUCGAACCGAUUGGGCGAGGGCACCUACGGGACAGUAUUUCGUGGAACCUUGCGAGAUGGAACCGAAGUUGCCAUCAAAGCUCUCGCCUCGCCCAAAGAAGGCGGAUUCCGAGAGGAAGUGGAGGUUCUCAGCCGCUUCCGGCAUCCCAACCUUGUGAUCCUCAUGGGCUUCGCAAGAAAAGGGCGUGAACGGUACCUCGUCUACGAGCUCCUGCCUGGCGGGGACGUGAACUCGCGGCUGAACAAAGACGCAAGUUUCACGUGGGAGAAGCGACUGAACGUCGUGUUGGACUGUGCCCUUGGCCUCAGCCACUUGCACGGGUCACGACCACAGGUCUUCCAUCGAGAUGUCAAGACGCAGAACAUGCUCAUGGACAAGAACGGUACGGGCAAGGUCGCCGACUUCGGCUUGGCCUGCUUAGCCGAGCCGAACCAGCGGUCACUUCGGGUGCGGGAGACUUCUGGGACUUUGGGCUAUGCCGAUCCGCUGUACAUUCGCGAAGGCGUCGUCACCGAGAAGUCUGAAGUCUAUUCACUGGGAAUGGUGCUCUUAGAGGUCCUCACGGGCCGCCCCCCCGCGCUGCAACAUCCCAAUGGCCACAUUGAGUAUCAGUUCUCGCACUUGAACGGAGACAUUCCAAAGCUCAUGGCGAUGGUGGAUCCGCGAGGGCAGUGGCCCCCGAUGCUGGCAGAGCAUGUGGGCCGGCUAGCACUACAGUGUGCUUGCGAGCAGGCUCAGUUCAGGCCAACCUUCGUGGACAUCGUAACGCAGCUGCGACAGAUGCUACGGGACGACUCCUUGCGGCAACCGGCGCCCGAACGAGGGAGUGGUGCCUCCAUGGCCGCCCAGUCUCCGUCGGAAGCUCGCAGUCGCUCCCAUCCUUCAGCGGCCAUGGGCCAGGCUGCAGCGGUCCCGCAGCAGCCCUGGCCACAGUCCAACUUUGCCGACAAGGCCAAUGUUCUUGGGAAUUCGCUGCUUCCGGUGGGUCGUGGUGGCUAUGCGCAGCACUCGCCGCCACAGCUCCAGCAGCAAUCGAACUAUUCUCCUCCACAUGCCCGACAAUCUCCCCAUGCACACCAGUCACCCAUGGCCCAUCAGUCCCCACAUGCGCAGCAGUCUCCUCAUGCACAGCCGUUCCCGGCUAUGCAGCAGAACCAAGUCAUGGGCCCAAUGCAGCCUCAGGGCGAGGCCCAGGUUCAGCGCGACCAGCGCGAGCAGUACCAGAGAGCACAGCUGCGCGAGCAGCGAGAGCAGCGAGAGCGAAAAGAGCAGCAGCUGCGAGAGCAGCAACACCGAGAGCAGCAGCAGCGCGAGCAGCAGCAGCGCGAUCAGCAGCUGCGAGAGCAGCAGCUGCGCGAACAGCAGCAGCGUGAACAUCAGCAGCGUGAGCAGCAACUGCGCGAACAGCGCGAGCAGUUGCAACGAGACCAGAUGCAAAGAGAACAGCUUCAGCGUGAGCAAUUGCAACGCGAGUUCAGACAAAGAGAGCAAGCCAGUGCAGACGGGAAGAGCCCGGUUCAUGCGCGGGACAAGCUUCCUUUUCCACAGCGUGCACAAGGCCCCUCGCGAGGAAUACCCGCGGAUCGGCCUGACGACAUGCGCAGCUCCGAAACCUACAUGCAGCCCUCACAGCCACCACCGGCGAGGCAGCCAGCGAUGCCUCAGCCAAUGCAGGCGCGGCAGGGCAGCCAAGGGUUUCAGCCCCGAGUUAGCAGCCCGGAGAAGCGCUCAGCACCAGGAGGAAUCCCGGCGAACCCACCAGGGGCGCCAGGAAACUUCCCUCAGCCUCGGAUGAAGCCGUGGCAGACCUUCGAAGGAGCCAAUGCCACUGACUCCACCCGAGCAGCCGACAGUGGCUCCAGCAGUGGCGCCGGCGGCAGUGGGCAGAUCCUGUCUCAAGCUGCAGCCGGAGAAGCCGCCAACAUUGCCACCUUGGUCGGAAUGGGCUUCACCGAGAACAGCGCGAUUGAAGCUUUCAAGCGAUGUUCGACCGUUGAGGCCGCCGCAGCAUGGAUCGUGGAGCAGCCCCCAAAUUAG